Molecule: messenger RNA, 1886 nt
Organism: Linum tenue
Lineage: Eukaryota; Viridiplantae; Streptophyta; Magnoliopsida; Malpighiales; Linaceae
Source: the annotation of a GenBank genome assembly
CCAACGGCCUCUUCAAACUAUCUCCUGCUUGAGCCAUCGAUCUUCUUCCCCAGAGCGGCGGCAGCCGGCAGGGACCCCCUUUUUUCGCUUCUCCCACCGCCCAGGCGCCCACCGCUGCCUCCUUCCUCUUAGCCUCCUCCCUCCGGCGGCUUAAGUUUUUCCCAUAUCCUUUUAGUCCCUCCCGCUUUCCUCGAGUCCUCAGACAAUCAAAAUUUUCUACAAUUUUCACAACCUUUUGCCCCCUCCCUACUGGUGAUCAAUGGAGACCGUUGCAGCACCAAUCCCUGAUUUCGGCGCUGCUCCACCCGAGCAUAACCCUAACCCGGCCGAAGUCGAGGUUUUGAGGCUCCGCGUCGACGAAGUCGUCCAGAAGGUCGAUAAGCUGGAGGAGAAAGUGAACGAGGUGGAACAAUUCUAUACGAACUUGAGCAAGAAGCAGCAGCAGCAAACGGGUUCGAAAGGGAGUUCGGUCGUGAAAGAGAAAGAGAAGGAAAAGCAGGUUCUUAGCAUUAGGAAGCAGCAGCAAGACGCUUCCAAGCGGGAAGCUGCGGCUGCUAAGAGAAUGCAGGAGCUUAUGCGUCAAUUUGGAACCGUUCUUAAGCAGUUAACGCUGCACAAAUGGGCGUGGCCUUUUAUGCAACCAGUGGAUGUGAAAGGUCUUGGCUUACAUGACUACUUUGAGGUCAUUGACAAACCGAUGGACUUCAGUACGAUAAAAAAUCAGAUGGAAGCCAAGGAUGGUACUGGUUAUAAGAAUGUCAGGGAGAUAUGUGCGGAUGUGAGGUUGGUUUUCAAGAAUGCAAUGAAAUAUAAUGAAGAAAGGAGUGAUGUUCAUGUCAUGGCAAAAACUUUGAUGGACAAGUUUGAAGAGAAAUGGUUGCAAUUUCUUCCAAAAGUCACCGAAGAGGAGAGAAGGAGAGAAGAGGAGGAAGCUGAGGCUCAGUUGGACAUGCAGCUCGCCCAGGAGGCUGCUCAUGCUAAAAUCACUAGAGAUUUGAGCAAUGAGCUUUAUGAACUUGAAAUGCAUCUUGACGAGCUUAGAGAAAUGGUUGUUCAAAACUGCAGAAAAUGGUCCACUGAAGAUAAAAGAAAGCUAGGGGCAGCCCUAACAAGAUUGUCUCCUGAAGAUCUCACAAAAGCACUGGAGAUCGUUGCUCAAAAUAACCCAGAAUUCCAAGCAACAGCCGAGGAAGUGGACCUGGACAUUGAUGCACAGGUCAUUAUUAACCAUAUUUAAUAGUAUUUUUUUCAGGUUACCCCGGCGAUUUAACAGUUUCAACAUUCUUCAUCUCAUGCAGAGUGAAUCUACGCUGUGGAGGCUGAAGUUCUUUGUGAGGGAUGCUCUUGAAGCACAAGCUAAAACUGCACCUGCUAGCACUGGCGGAAAUACCAACGACGAGAAGUUGGUCAACAAUAACAAUGUCACCAGCAACAACAAUAAACGUAAAAGAGAGAUUUGUGAUGCUAUUGCUAAAACAGCGAAGAAGAGGAGCAAGAAGCCUUCUUGAUGGUGGCUAGGAAAGCUUUAAGUCAUUUGUACAGAGAGGAGUUGCUUGAAGGAGGAGAAAAGCAACGAACCAAAGAUGUGUCUAUUGUGCGUAGACUGUUUUUCCUCUUUUUGUUUCAUUUGAUCUUCUAGGAUGUAACUUCGUUGCGGGAGUUGCAACUUCAGCUGAUUCUUUUUUCUUUCUAACGAUAAAAGGGUAGCGUUUCAUAGUUUCAUUUGGGAAAGAAACGCCUUAGCAAACUGUGAAUGGAUAGAAAGGAAGCACCAAAUUCUUCCCACUGGUUUUGGUUUCGGUUUGUCCAGCCUAAGGUUACGAUUACUUGGGAUUGUUUAAGGCAAUUCAUGUCCAAUUGAACAUAGUAUGUUGAACAGUUUGAAG